This is a messenger RNA of Colletotrichum graminicola M1.001, 1434 nucleotides long. RefSeq lists its product as uncharacterized. The transcript has 3 exons. The record is from RefSeq and is a predicted model, not a curated record. Bases 1 to 1434 code for a protein of 477 amino acids. NCBI's taxonomy places the organism in Eukaryota, Fungi, Ascomycota, Sordariomycetes, Glomerellales, Glomerellaceae.
AUGGACAGAGCCGCUCAGAUGGAAGCGGCCAGAAUUCUGGCACAGGAGUUCAAGUCGGGAGGUAACACCCGACGUGCCGGUGGUACUCGAGGCGGCGGCAGAGACGUGUUGAGGGGCGGAGGUGGUACCUAUGGUGUUGGAGCUGGACGAUCCUUGACCAAGCCUCGAUCCGAGUUCUCUCGCAGCCCGAUGAAUCGUCCCAUGCCUAUGCAUUCCCGCUCAGCUCUCUCAAGUACCGGCCAAAACAUACCCGCGAAGUCUACUCCUGCCGCUACCAAGGAGGCCACUGUCACGGUUCCAGUCGAUCUCAAGCUUGCCAGUUGGCUUACCAACAGCAACCAGUCUCAGUCUCUUCCAGCCAAACCGGUACCGAAAGCCAACACCACUCUUGGGCCCAACAUCUCGGCUUUAGGAGUUGUCCCUGCUGUCCAGCCUGCUGCCGUUUCCCAGAAUCAAAGCAUUCUGAAGGGGCCGAUGCGUGUAACUGCUCAGACUCAGAGUCCCACAUCUUCAACCAUCAAUAAGACUCACCGGGAUGGGCAAGAGGUUUCGGAUGGCCCCUUCGAGAAGAAGGCUACUUCAACAUCGAAGGGCAAUGGUCUUGACAAGAGCAUACGGACCAGCGAGAACUCAUCAACAGUUCAUACACAGGGUGAAAUCAGUGUCCAGGGUUCAGUCGUCGACACCGCCGUGAGCAGCCAAGCUUCUAAUAUAACCCAAGGGCAGCAGCCAGUCUGUACCGCUGCCGCUGCAUAUGACGGACAGGUUUCCCGGCUCCUUGAGACGGAGUACCCCAAAAACAAGACUCAGAAGACUGCCAACAAAACCGGCAGCAACCUUCAACUCCGCCAGCAGCCAAAGGUUGGUACCUUGCUCUGGGCCUUGCAACACAUUGAAGCAGGAUUGGAGCUCCCGGAUCCGCAGCAGGUCAAGGCUCAUGGAUACCAACUCGAUGGCAAUGGCCCUCACAUCCAGUCUGUGGCUGCCUCGCAAUCAGAUGACGUCAAGGGUGCCGUCUCACAGGGUCGGAAUCAGAAGACCGAGAACGACGAGAACAGAAAUGUCUCGACAGAUGAAAUCAGUUGCGACUGUCCCAAGAGAAGCCACCCUGUUACUGGCCUGGCGGCUUCGAAAUACAAUAUGGACAUAGACGGCGACGUGGGCAUCUCUGGCAUGUCAACUACAGCUCGCAACAAGUUUGCAGUCAACGUCAUCCUUCAUGACCAUUCUAAGCCUGAUUGCCCCGUUCUUCUGAGAACCAAGAUGAAGUACCCGCUGUAUUUUGGGGCAAACCCUGCUACAGCUGACAAUGAUGAUGAUGGAUUGAAUGUCACCGUCUGGGAGGGACCGCACCAAGCGACUCCCCCUACUCAGCAACUGCAGCAACCGUCCAGCAGAGGAAGAGGCAUCAUGUCUUCAAUUUGGGCUGCUUAG